Drosophila obscura is the source of this 2732-nucleotide messenger RNA. RefSeq lists its product as uncharacterized. The coding region runs from base 483 to 2210 and encodes 575 amino acids. Lineage: Eukaryota; Metazoa; Arthropoda; Insecta; Diptera; Drosophilidae. Gene Ontology annotation, molecular function: GTP binding; GTPase activity. The transcript is spliced from 8 exons. The record is from RefSeq and is a predicted model, not a curated record. Gene Ontology annotation, biological process: small GTPase-mediated signal transduction.
GCAACAUUAUUGCGUGCCGUCACGCAGCAACAACAAGUUUGCUGCAUGUUUAAGUUGCGCGCGUCGCGCCAGCUGCAGACUGCAGAUUGCAGAUGUUUGUUUUUCUAUUGUUUAUUGUGAAAUUGUCCGGAUCGGGAAGAAGAAGCAGAGUUUUCCAUGAAUGUUGUUAAUUUUUGGAUUGUCUGCCGUACUGCCACUCCCCGAAUAAGCUUAACCAGCUUCCACUUUUUGGAUACCGGAUCCGAGAUAAUGAAACAUUGAGCAGGGGAACGCAAAAUUCGUCUCUUACAAAUCUUGAAAUCGGACACGCAAACUGUGGAAACUCUGGAAAUUGUGGGACAUCGAGAUUUUAACUGCAACUGCACCUGUAUCGGCAACGGAAAGAAAUAAUACCCCCAGCAUACGUGCAUUCAUAUGUACGUAUGUAUGUAUGGUACACACACAUCAUCAUACUUAAAUAGGUACAGCAGAGACACGCAAACAUGACUGUCAAAUUGGCCAAGCUAUUUGGAGGAGUUGGGGUACUGGGUGUGGGUGUGGGUGUGGGAGCUGGUUCCGGCAGCGCUGUCAAUGGCGAAAGCGUCAUGGAUGGGAACCACCAGCUGAUGGCACACACGCAACAGCAACAGCAGCCCCCGCCUCUGCCUCUGUCGCCAACAAAUGUAAAUAUGAAGAAUCUCAAGUACUACGAACACCUGCAGGCCACCGACGACUGCCACGAUCUGAUGCUGAACGAAGAGGACGAUCGGGACGACUGCGAGGACAGCAUGUCCCUGAGCUCCGGGUGCAUGCAGCGCAGCCACCCGUACAACAACUCUCAGCGGCCCCUGCUGGGGGAGCGUCGGCCCCAGCUGACCUUGAUGGCUGUGGGCCAGAGGGCUGUGGGCAAGUCCUUUCAGCAGCACGCCCUGCCCGUGCCACCCCUGCCGCCGCAGAGAAACCACGCGACCGCCGCGUACGUAUCGCCCUACGUGCAUCAGCAGAAGCGCGACAGCGCCAAGGGCUUGCACGGCUUCAACGACUUCGACGCCCUGUCCCAGCAGUACAACCAGCAUCUGCAGAGCCCCCACAUCGGGUACCCCUACGGGAGUCCGCCCUCGCCCACAGCCCACUCGCGCGACUUUUGCUUCGACCGCCAGCCGGGCCAGGCCGCGUCCAGCAGUUCGUCCAACUGUAGCUCGGUGACUACCUCCACCUCGUCCCCGACCCGCUACUACCCGGACAUGGCAGCGGCCCCACUCUAUCCGUCCCGGUUUGAAGACGACUUCUGUGUGCGUCGCCCGGCAGAUAACCCGCCCCUGCCUCCCACAGCAGCGGCAGGCUCCGCCACGGGUCCCUUCAUCUUCGGCAUCUCGCCCGAACAGCAGCCCACGGACUACGGCUGCACCCCGCCAGCGAACCCGACAGCGUCGGUAAACGCACUCCAGCCUGUGAUAGGUCCGUUCAGAAAGGAGCAAAGCCCACUGAAACAAUCUGAGGGCGAUGCCUGCGCUGCCAGCACGGGUAAGAGAUCAAAAUUCUUGUUACGGAAACGCAAAUCGAAGAAGACAGCUGUGGCAGCAGCAGCGACACCGGAUGACGCCUUAAAAUCGGCCGUAAAUGGUGGAAAAAAGGCUGGGUCCGCAACGCAGCCAUCAAUUAAGUGCGUGCUCGUCGGAGACGGAGCUGUGGGCAAAACCAACUUGAUAUUGUCAUAUCUGGAGAACCGCUUCAAUCCGGAGCACAUACCAACGGCCUCUGAUAUUUAUAAUGCCGAUGUUAAUGUGAACGAAAGUCCUGUGCAUUUGACCCUCUGUGAUACCGCCGGUCAGGACACGUUAGAUCCGUUGCGCGAGCUCUGCUACCCGGACAGCGACGUCUUUCUGCUAUGCUUUUCGGUAGUAAAGCCAGAAACUUUCCGUGCCAUCAAAUCGAAGUGGGCCCCGAAGUUCACCAAGGCCAAGGCGGCCUUGAUUCUUGUGGGAACCCAAGCCGAUCUACGCGGAAAUCUGAAUGUCUUGAACAAACUUCAGACAAACGGCGAGAAAGCAAUUUCAUAUGCAGACGCCUGGGAUUUGGCAACAACAAUUGGCGCAAAAUACAUUGAGACAUCGUCGGCUACACAGGAAAAAGUCAAGGAUGUGUUCGAUACGGCCAUUUGGGAGGGCCUUGUGCCUACCACGCUGCCGCCCACGCCUUCCUUCUGGCGGAAACUGUUCUGUUUGGCCUAAAACAAGAAGCUUAGCAAUUAAAUACAUUAUUUAUAUUUAUCCGUUAGCACAUAGGAGUACUACACACAUAAUAAUAGGUUUUUAUUACUAGCAGUGCAUACAUAUGUACAUACAUGUAUUUAUGUAUGUACGAUUUUCGUUUAGCAGUGCUCUCAAUAUUUUGCAUGCACACAGACUGAUCUACAAAUAAAUAAAAUACAUUUUAAAAAUAAUAGAAUGUCCAAUGACAUUUAUAAUAAUAAAAAUCGCUAGAGUUGGUCUCCGCCAAGUCAUGGACUGCAUAUUUUUAAAGAGUCUUAACGGAAUACCAAUAAUCAACUUAAUAGAUUUGUUAUCAUGUUUGAGUAGUCUUACCCUCCUUUUUUUCUUAACUAUUAUUUAAAGUUGUUAGUCUUUAAACUACUCGUAUUUAAACUACUGCUUAUAUCAUACACCAUUCCAUCCAUUUAAGCAUUCGAAUUUUAAGGAAAAUAUUACAAAUUUUGUAUGCUGAAAGUCACAUUAAAGGUGAAAAAAAAAAAA